CGAUGUCCGUUGUACGUGUAGCGGCCCCGAGCUUUUCUCUUUCGGGUCACUCUCCGCGGGGUCUUUGUUGCAAUGUUCCCGCUUUCUGUGCGGGUGGCCUCGUGCAGCCGCGGCGUUCCAGUCAGCAGUCUCCAGAAGGUGCUGAAGCCAAGGAUGCUGGCAAAGUAACUAAGCAGGAGCCGACUAGAAGAUCAGCAAGAUUGUCUUCAAAACCUGCCCCACCUAAAUCUGAAGCAAAACCAAAAAAAGCUGCAGCCAAGAAGGAGCCAGGAUCAAAGGGUAGCAAAGGUGCUAAAGGGAAGAAAGAAGAAAAGCAAGAAGCUGAAGGUACUGCUCCAUCUGAAAAUGGUGAAAAUAGAGCUGAUGAGAUUCGCAUCUCUCGCUCAACUGUUAAUGUUUCCACAUCCAGAGGUGCCAUGCCCAGCACACUGUCAAUAAAAGGGCAGAUUGAAACAGUGAAGGUUAAGGGCACAGAAAACUGAAGCUGACAAAGAAUGAAAUGGUCAUGGAAAUUUUUCGUUGAUUUUACGUACCUCCUUGAAGAACUUUAAGAAAAAAUAUUUUUCUCAAGUAUUUUGUAAAUGCUAAUUUUUUUAGGACAACUGUAGUUUAACUUUUACAUAUAUAAUAUACAUGAACAUUUUCUUCUACAUAUUCAUGCUUGGCUUAUUCUAAUUUCCCUCAUUGUCUGCAAGUUUUAAACAAAAAUAUUUUAGCAUUAGUGGGUAUGUUUUUGAGGCUGUUUUACAUAUCUACUUUUAUUGCUUAAAAAAAAAAAAAAAAAUCUUGUGCAUAUAGUGAUGUUUUUUUACUGUGCAUUUGACAUUUUCCAUGGCAUUUUCUAUAGCAAUAAUUAGUGGUGCUUUUGUACUUACAGUUUUGUGGUUUUGAAAAUGACUAAAUUGUUGUGACCAUCUGCUGUUUUUUAAUUUUAUUUUAUUUUUUUCAUUUAUGUAAAAAUAAAAAGGUAUUUCCUUUUAA
This is a messenger RNA of Hyla sarda, 981 nucleotides long. RefSeq names its product high mobility group nucleosomal binding domain 3 (gene HMGN3). Gene Ontology annotation, molecular function: nucleosomal DNA binding. The transcript is spliced from 7 exons. NCBI's taxonomy places the organism in Eukaryota, Metazoa, Chordata, Amphibia, Anura, Hylidae. Gene Ontology annotation, biological process: chromatin organization. The record is from RefSeq and is a predicted model, not a curated record. Bases 3 to 482 code for a protein of 159 amino acids. Gene Ontology annotation, cellular component: chromatin; nucleus.